Cydia splendana is the source of this 1079-nucleotide messenger RNA. RefSeq lists its product as uncharacterized. Bases 262 to 759 code for a protein of 165 amino acids. The record is from RefSeq and is a predicted model, not a curated record. Gene Ontology annotation, molecular function: DNA binding. The transcript is spliced from 2 exons. Lineage: Eukaryota; Metazoa; Arthropoda; Insecta; Lepidoptera; Tortricidae.
UCAGUGAGGUAAGUACUCAGCUGAACAAAGGAAGGAUCUAAAUAAUUAGGUGCGGACAAAAAUAGUCUGUGCGUAGUCGGGCCCUGGCCAGAUGACGUCACGGCCAGGGCCGGCGGCGGGGCAAGACGGGCCCCGCGCCAGUGCCGCGCGCGCCGCCCGCCUGGUCGCACGUACCGCUGCAGCCACCCAGCGCCAGUCUCGCCCACCACUCCACCCCCCCUGCCGGCUGCCUACGCGCUCCCGAACAAACAGACGAGUGAAAUGGUGAGGAAAUACGAAAGAAUGAGCGGCCGCCAGUCUUGGAACGAAGCCGACAUGGCGAGGGCUGUAGCAGCUGUAGUGUCAGGGAAGAUGGGGUACAAACUGGCCGCCAGGACGUUCCACAUACCGCGCUCGACCCUACAGCGGCGCGCCAGCAAGAUACGGUACCAGCAGCCCGACGACCCCAAGCCCAUCAUGGGCCACUACAGGCGCGUUUUCACGGAAAGCCAAGAGAAAGAUUUAGUUGGCUACAUCAAGAGUAUGGAGCAGUACUUCAUGGGCGUAUCUCGCCGAGACAUCAGGGAGCUCGCGUACCAAUAUGCUGAAGACAACCACUUGAAUCAUCCCUUCGAUACCAACUCGAGAAUGGCCGGCGAGGACUGGGUCAGGAAUUUCCUUAAAAGGAAUCCCGAGCUGAUGCACAAAUCGGAAAAGGACUUUGAACUGGAGCCGGUGAACUUCGACCAAUUCUAUCACUUCAUGGUUCAGUUCUCAUGAUUAGUGGUUUACGAUGACAUUAUUCAUAUACAAUAGAAAGACCUCGUCUGAAAAACUGUAAACUAUAAGAACCUUCAAGGUAAUACGGAGACGUUACUAUGCCGCUCAAACCAAUGUAUAGUGCCAUGGCCAAGAAAUUAAAGCAUUGCAAACCAUGGCCAAAGAUUUGACUAAUGAAAAAACCAAGAGGGGAGUUUAUAAAAAUCUAUUUUUAAUUAAAUGUAGGGAACAAAUUAACAAAGCUCAAAAAUAGAGGAAAGUUUUACAAGACACCUAUGGUAGAUAUUUAACAAAACCGUGUUCUUUAUUUAUUCUUUAUU